AUGAAUUUAGAAUUACUUUUAAAUUUCUCAAAAAAUUUUGCUAAAUGUUUAGAAAAUCCGGAAGGAUAUAAUGUUAUAAUACGAAUUGGAGAGGGACCUGAUAUCAAGACUUUUAAAGCACAUUCAUUUGUGUUAAAAGCUCAAUGCCCUUAUUUUAACGCCGGUUUAUCGAGUGAAUGGGUUAAAAAAGAAGGUGACAACAUCGUGUUUGAAAAACAGAACAUAUCAGCCGAUGUUUUUAAUAUUAUUUUAAAGUAUCUAUACACUGGAAUGGUCUCAAUAGAUGAUUGCCUUCCGUCAAAAAUAACUGAUCUUUUAUGUGCUGCAGACGAACUAAUUCUUCCCGAGAUGAUUGCUUAUGUCGAAGAACAAUUCAUUCUUCAACAUAAUAAAUGGUUAUAUGAAAAUUUUGAUAAAAUCCUUCACACAGCAUUUAAACAUGAUCUUUGGAAAAAACUUCAAGAAUUUUGUUUAGAUCAUAUAUGUCCAAAUCCUGAUAUAGUAUUUCGAUCAAGUAAUUUUCUUCAAUGUGAUGAAUCAAUUUUGGAAAAUUUACUACAACGUGAUGAUUUAAAUAUGAAAGAAAAUAUGCUUUGGGAUUUUCUUGUUCAAUGGGGAUGUGGUCAGACACCUCCACUGGGAAAUAAUUUUAUGGAAUGGUCGGAUGAAAAUUUUUCAACAUUAAAAGAAAGAUUACAUAAAUGUAUACCUCAUAUUAGAUUAUCAGCAAUAUCACCUGAAGAUUUUUACGCAAAGGUUAGACCGUUGAAAAAAAUAUUUCCAGAAGAGUUAUACGAAGAAGUUCUUUGGCACUACAUUAAACCUAGAAAUGCACUUAAAUUCAAUUUAAUUCAUCCACCACGAUCUGAUCCUGUUAAUUCAAGUAUUAUUAACCUUAAACAUGUUGCAAUGAUUGCGAGUUGGGUAGAUCCGAAUCAUGUCGAUAAUGCUAUUUAUAUUUAUCCAAGUUAUGGGCCUCAAUGGGGACAGAAUGAUUUGAAAACUUGGGGAAGUUUUAAUGCGGAUUGUUGUCAAUGUCUACGUCAAAGAUAUGAAUAUCCAAUUAGAUCGAGUCCAGAUGUGUUUUCUGCAGAAGAAUUUGAGGUUUUUCAUUUAGUUAAAAGACAAUAA
This is a messenger RNA of Dentiscutata erythropus, 1131 nucleotides long. Lineage: Eukaryota; Fungi; Glomeromycota; Glomeromycetes; Diversisporales; Gigasporaceae. The record is from the annotation of a GenBank genome assembly.